This is a messenger RNA of Manduca sexta (tobacco hornworm), 2109 nucleotides long. RefSeq names its product non-canonical poly(A) RNA polymerase protein Trf4-1. Bases 259 to 2109 code for a protein of 616 amino acids. NCBI's taxonomy places the organism in Eukaryota, Metazoa, Arthropoda, Insecta, Lepidoptera, Sphingidae. Gene Ontology annotation, biological process: RNA 3'-end processing. Gene Ontology annotation, molecular function: poly(A) RNA polymerase activity; mRNA binding. The transcript has 9 exons. The record is from RefSeq and is a predicted model, not a curated record. Gene Ontology annotation, cellular component: TRAMP complex; nucleolus.
AUGUCCAAUUUAAAUAGUAUACAAUUAUUAAUCAAGUGCGAUAUAAAAAAUAUGAGUACUUGUGUUGAUGAAAAAUCUAGAACUUAUUUUGCUAAGAUGGCGCCCUCUAGUAGUUGAAUUGUCAACUAUACGCGUGUCGUCCAUGUUCCGAAUGUGGUGUGACUUAUUUUUGUUUUGUGUUAAUUUUCAAUAUAAUAUUAUAAAUGUGAAAUGCAUAAGCAUGUGUCAUCCCAUAUAGUGGAACCUUGCUCCGGCUGAAUGGAUCCCGCCGUCGCGUGGUAUCAGCCCGAGCAGGAAGGACCCGCGAAGCGACUGUGGCUUCGUAUCUGGGAAACUCAAAGUGAAAUAGACAAAAUGAACUUGAAAAACUUAGAGAACGCUAACCCCAAUGUGAACAAAGCUCAAGACUUUAUACCAAUAAACGAUGUGAACGGUGAAAGUAGAAAUAACAAUUAUUUUAACCCUGCGCGGAGGAAAGUGAACGAUAACCGCGCUUCGACUUUUAACCUGAACAAAAACCACGAUGCCCUCAUAGGCGAGUAUGGGGGCUGCCCGUGGCGGAUACCCAACUAUAUCUACAAGCCGGGAGUGCUGGGGUUGCACGAGGAGAUCGAGCACUUCUACAUGUACAUGUCGCCGACGGAGACGGAGCACAUGGUGCGCACGACGGUGGUGACGCGCAUCCGCGGCGCGAUCCUGGCGCUGUGGCCGCAGGCGCGCGUCGAGGUGUUCGGCUCCUUCCGCACCGGCCUCUACCUGCCCACCAGCGACAUCGAUCUCGUUGUUAUUGGUCAAUGGGAGAAGUUGCCCCUGUGGACGCUGGAGCGCGAGCUGGUGGUACAAGAUAUCGCGGAGAAGGAGAGCAUCAAGGUGCUGGAGAAGGCGACCGUGCCGAUCGUCAAGAUGACCGACAAGUACUCGGACGUUAAGGUGGACAUAUCGUUCAACAUGAGCAGCGGCGUCAAGAGUGCGGAACUGAUCAAGCAUUUCAAGGAAAAAUACCCAGUACUAUCCCGCCUCGUGAUGGUGCUAAAGCAGUUCCUACUCCAACGGGACCUAAACGAGGUGUUCACGGGCGGCAUCUCGUCGUACUCCCUGAUCCUGAUGUGCAUCAGCUUCCUGCAGCUUCACCCGCGGCCGGAGCGCAUGCGCCAACAGCACAACCUCGGCGUGCUGCUCAUAGAGUUCUUCGAGCUGUACGGACGCAAGUUCAAUUAUGUGAAGACCGCGAUCAGGGUCAAGAACGGCGGCUCGUACGUGUCCAAGGAUGAGAUACAGAAGGAGAUGAACGACGGCCACCGUCCCUCGCUGCUGUGUAUAGAGGACCCGCUGACGCCCGGCAACGACAUCGGCCGCUCGUCUUACGGCGCGCUGCAGGUCAAGCAGGCCUUCGACUACGGGUAUAUAAUCCUGCAGCAGGCGGCCGGGGUGGGCGGCGGCGGCGGCGCGGCGCACUCCAUGCUGGGGCGCGUGGUGCGCGUCACCGACCACGUGCUGCAGUACCGGCGCUGGGUGCGCGACACAUUCGAGCCCUACUUCUUCCCGCACCGACACCCGAGAGAUCUGCGGGAUUUGAGAGAACUGAGAGAUUUACGAGAUCUGAGAGAUUUGCGGGAUUUGAGAGAUUUGCGAGAUCUACGCGCGCUCGAUAGCCCCUCACCAUCACCGGAUCCCUCCGAUAGUGAACAGGAGUGGUCAGACAGUGGGUCCCGCGUGGCGAACAGUCCCCCGGUCGGCGGUGGCGGCGGUGGUGCGGUGGGUGUGGUGGGGAUGGCGGGCGCGCGGCCCACGUCGCCGCCGCCGCUGUCGGCGCUGCAGUGCUCGUCGCCCACGCCGCGCCGCGUCUCCGCGCACCAAAACGCCAUCAUACACCACAUCACCAGCAACUCGGACUUCAACAACAUACCUUCCGGUGUAAUCCAGCGGUACGGUGGUGUGGGCGGUGUGGGUGGUGUCGGUGGCGCGGGCGCAGUGGGCGCGGGUGCGGGCGCGGCGGAGAGCGGCGGGCGCGCUCGCGCGGCGGGCGGCGGGCGCGCGGCGCUCUCCCUCCCCACCGCCGCGCCGCGCGCGCGCCGCCGCCGCCACUACGCGCACCACCCGCAGCGAUGA